AUGAACCGAGAUGGAGCGAGCCUGUGUGGGCCGCGGUGCGAGGUGAAGGCGGAGCUGAAGAGGCUGAAUAAGAAGGGGAUGGAGUCGGUUUGGGUGAGGGUGAGGAGAGGGGGUAAGGUUGUUAAUCUCAGGGCUCGGGUUGCGGCGGAGAAGAGAGGGAGGAUCCACCGGAGUUUUACGAUAAGGGCGGCGAGGGAUGACCGGCAUGUGGCUGUGCUGGCUGAUCUCACCCUUGAUGAGUGUUCACAAUUGCAGGAAAUGAGUAGAACGGUGGUUAAUACAUACAAUCCAAGGUUUGACAAGAAUAAGGGAAUUACCUAUGAUUGGAAGAAGAAAGUGGGAACAUAUUUACCCGAUAGACGUUCGACAGUUAUCAGCUCCAUUCUCUUCUUGCCUUUUUCGAAUGAGCGCAGUGUUGAAUCCACCACCACCAGAUGCAUGGCCUGGUUCACUUCUGCGGUAUCCUCUGGUGUCCCUUUGGUCUUCGUCAAUAUCCAAACUGAGCAAGCUCUUAAUUCUGGCAAGUACACUUCUCCUGAGACUGUCACUCGCCAGUUAUCAUGGAAAGAGCUAAGCUGGGGUCGACAACAAAGUCCAAGAAAAUCCACCACUGCUGAAAUGGUCCAGGGAAUUCGAUUAUGGUUCCUGCCAGGAAUUUCUGAGGUUCCAGUGAUCUUAACUAUAGAGCCUGAUGAAACACGUUUCGGGAUGGACAUAAAGAGAACGGAUGAGGCAAGAUUCAUACCUAACUCUAAUUCUCAAUCCAUAAAACUACUAAAAGUUGUAUGCGUGAUAUUUGUGGUAGGGCUUUUGGACUCCGUAAACUAUGCAAAGAUGCAAGACAGCAAGGGAAUAUAG
Molecule: messenger RNA, 858 nt
Organism: Asparagus officinalis (garden asparagus)
Lineage: Eukaryota; Viridiplantae; Streptophyta; Magnoliopsida; Asparagales; Asparagaceae
Exons: 3
Coding region: 1-858 (285 amino acids)
Source: RefSeq, a predicted model, not a curated record